AUGGCUCCCAACCUUCGUAAAAACCACCCCCUACUAAAAAUCAUCAACGACUCCCUAAUCGACCUCCCCACUCCUUCCAACAUUUCCGCCUGAUGGAACUUCGGAUCACUCCUAGGCAUCUGCCUAGUAACUCAAAUCAUCACUGGCCUACUACUAGCCAUACACUACACAGCAGACACCACACUAGCCUUCUCCUCUGUAGCCCACACCUGCCGAAACGUCCAAUUCGGCUGACUCAUCCGAAACCUCCACGCAAACGGAGCCUCCUUCUUCUUCAUCUGCAUCUACUUCCACAUCGGUCGAGGAAUCUACUACGGCUCCUACCUAAACAAAGAAACCUGAAACAUCGGAGUUAUCCUACUCCUAGCCCUCAUAGCAACCGCCUUUGUGGGAUACGUUCUACCUUGAGGACAAAUAUCCUUCUGAGGCGCCACAGUAAUCACAAACCUAUUCUCAGCAAUCCCAUACAUCGGCCAAACACUAGUUGAAUGAGCCUGAGGCGGCUUCUCAGUAGACAACCCAACCCUAACCCGAUUCUUCGCCCUACACUUCCUUCUACCCUUUGUCAUCGCAGGCCUAACACUAGUCCACCUCACCUUCCUCCAUGAAACAGGAUCCAACAACCCCCUAGGAAUCCCCUCAGACUGUGACAAAAUCCCAUUCCACCCAUACUACUCCACAAAAGAUAUCCUAGGCUUCGCACUAAUACUCAUCCUCCUUGUAACCCUAGCCCUAUUCUCACCCAACCUCCUAGGAGACCCAGAAAACUUCACCCCAGCAAACCCCUUAUCCACCCCCCCUCACAUUAAACCUGAAUGAUACUUCCUAUUCGCCUACGCCAUUCUCCGCUCCAUUCCCAACAAACUAGGAGGAGUCCUAGCCCUAGCUGCCUCCGUCCUAGUUCUAUUCCUAAUACCCCUACUCCACACAUCCAAACAACGUUCAAUAACCUUCCGCCCCCUAUCCCAAAUCCUAUUCUGAACCCUAGUCGCCAACCUCCUCAUCCUAACCUGAGUAGGGAGCCAACCAGUCGAACAUCCAUUUAUCAUCAUCGGCCAACUAGCCUCCCUAUCAUACUUCACAAUCAUCCUAAUCCUAUUCCCCCUUGCCGCUAUCCUAGAAAACAAGAUCCUCAAACUUUA
Molecule: messenger RNA, 1142 nt
Organism: Parus major (Great Tit)
Lineage: Eukaryota; Metazoa; Chordata; Aves; Passeriformes; Paridae
Source: the annotation of a RefSeq genome assembly